AUGUUGCACAUGGCUCCAAAUCUAAGAUUAGGUGUUUCCUUGUUGUUUAUACUGUUAAGCUUUCUUGUAAUUGGACAUUUGAAUGCGGAAUUGGAAAAUGAAGUUUUGCAUAGUAAAGUAAGAGCUGCCCCACAUAAGGAUGUUGGAUCCGUUGUAAUUGAUGGUACUGGUGUAGAGAAUUUGUAUAAGGUUGAGAAUGGAAAUAAUGUGGUGGGAAAUAAGAAGGGUGGAAGUAAUAGAGUUUCGGUUUCGACUGUUGCGUUAUUUACAUUGGCAAUGGCAGCUGCUACUGGUUUAGGUGCAGUGCCGUUCUUCUUUGUAGAACUUGAUCCACAAUGGGCCGGGUUAUGUAACGGAAUGGCUGCAGGUGUUAUGUUGGCUGCAAGUUUUGAUUUAAUACAGGAAGGGCAGGAGUAUGGUUCUGGAAGCUGGGUUGUUACUGGAAUUCUAGCUGGUGGUAUCUUUAUUUGGCUAUGUAAAAAGUUUCUUGAGCAAUACGGGGAAGUAAGCAUGUUGGAUCUAAAAGGUGCUGAUGCAACCAAAGUUGUUCUUGUUAUUGGAAUAAUGACUCUUCAUUCUUUUGGAGAGGGAUCUGGGGUUGGGGUUUCCUUUGCUGGCUCAAAGGGUUUUAGUCAAGGCCUGUUGGUAACCUUGGCUAUUGCGGUGCACAACAUACCAGAGGGAUUAGCUGUGAGCAUGGUGCUUGCUUCAAGGGGUGUUUCUCCACAGAAUGCUAUGUUAUGGAGUGUAAUUACAUCUCUACCACAGCCAAUUGUAGCUGUUCCUUCUUUCAUAUGUGCGGAUGCAUUCAGCAAGUUUCUUCCUUUUUGUACGGGGUUUGCUGCUGGAUGCAUGAUUUGGAUGGUUAUUGCUGAAGUACUUCCUGAUGCAUUCAAGGAAGCCUCACCUUCACAGGUUGCAUCAGCUGCAACCCUUUCUGUAGCAUUUAUGGAAGCUCUCAGCACCUUCUUUCAGAACUUCACCCAUGAUUACAGCUCUGAGGAUGCUUCUGGCUUCUUUGUUUCAUUACUUUUUGGCCUUGGCCCGUUCCUUGGCGGGAUUUUUCUGGUUGCAUUUGCUCUUGCUUUUCAUCUCAAGCACGCCCUUCUCAUGGGCACUGCUUGCGGUAUUGCCUUUGUCCUUGGUGCAUGGCGACCCUUGCAGCUUAUUUUAUCUUCAAAAUUGGGACUUAUUCCCGUCACGUCUCUCCUUGCAAUGGGAGCCGCUCUGGUCCACAUAUCUUCCUCUGGUGUAUUGAAGCUUGCUGCUUCAAAAAAAUCCUCAGCCCAUAGCUUACCUACAAUCACUGGCUUCCCACUCAGUAUUCACACCCUUCAAUCAUUCAUAUCAUGUGGUGCAGUUGCUUUUCAUGCUCUGGCUGAAGGACUUGCAUUGGGAGUGGCUGCACCAAAGGCAUAUGGACUUGGUCGUCAUAUGGUCCUUCCAGUCUCUUUACACGGGCUUCCUCGAGGUGCAGCUGUGGCUAGCUGUAUAUUUGGAGCCACUGAUAGCUGGCAUGGUUCUCUUGCAGCAGCUGCCAUAAUUGGAUUUAUGGGUCCGAUAUCUGCAAUUGGAGCUAUUCUAAGUGGUAUCGAUUAUAGUGGUCUUGACCACAUCAUGGUUCUUGCCUGUGGGGGAUUAAUUCCUAGCUUUAGCAGUGUAGUUAAGAGAUCGCUUAGUUUGGAUAAACGGAAGAGCACUUGUGGCCUUAUCAUAGGUAUCAGUUUUGCUACUUUAUGUCUAACAUUCACUAGAUUGGUUUGCUUGCAUACACCAUACUGUAAUUCUGCGCCAGAGGCUGUUAGAUAA
This is a messenger RNA of Vicia faba (fava bean), 1809 nucleotides long. NCBI's taxonomy places the organism in Eukaryota, Viridiplantae, Streptophyta, Magnoliopsida, Fabales, Fabaceae. The record is from the annotation of a GenBank genome assembly.